Molecule: messenger RNA, 717 nt
Organism: Pestalotiopsis fici W106-1
Lineage: Eukaryota; Fungi; Ascomycota; Sordariomycetes; Amphisphaeriales; Sporocadaceae
Product: Endo-1,4-beta-xylanase 1
Exons: 2
Coding region: 1-717 (238 amino acids)
Biological process (GO): xylan catabolic process
Molecular function (GO): hydrolase activity, hydrolyzing O-glycosyl compounds
Source: RefSeq, a predicted model, not a curated record
AUGACACUUUACACCGUGGCACUCGGCCUCUUGGCUGCGGCGGGUACCUUGGCGGCUCCCACCGCGGGAACUGCCGAGGUGCUGCCUCCGCAUGUCGAAAGACGCGGUCCUCAUAAUUUCUUCCUGGGGCCUGACCACCCACUCAUGCUAGCCCGCCGCAACGUUUCUGGACUCGAAUCUCGUAGUACCAACUACGUUCAGGACUACACCACUGGCGGUACUGUAGACUUUACUCCUUCCAGCGGAGGGUUCUCUCUUACCUUUGACACUACCGAGGACUUUGUCGUCGGUGUUGGCUGGAACCCUGGUAGCACUUCUCCCAUCACCUAUAGCGGCUCCUUCAGCGUCAGCAGUGGCCUGGGCACCUUGUCCGUGUAUGGGUGGACCGAGAACCCGCUCGUGGAAUACUAUGUCAUUGAAGACUCGAGCGGCUACUCGCAGACGGGCACCCAAAAGGGCACCGUCACCAGCGACGGCGGCACCUAUGUGAUUUGGGAGAACCAGCGCGUCAAUGAGCCGUCCAUUGUGGGCACGAGCACCUUUAACCAGUAUAUUUCGGUGCGCGAGAGUGGCCGUACGAGCGGCACGGUCACAAUUGAGAAUCACUUCAAUGCCUGGAAGAAUGUUGGCCUUGACCUAGGCACCAUGAACUUUCAGGUCAUUGCUGUAGAGAGCUGGAAUGGUGCAGGUUCUGCGCAGCAGACUGUCUCCAACUAA